AUGUGUGGCUGCAAAAGACGCCGCGAAGCCCGUGCCGCCUGGCUCGAACAACGUGCCGCCGGUGGCGGGCGAUGCGGAAGAGGCUUCGGCCCAGGUGAAGGUCCGCCGUUCCGUCCUCCGUUCAUGGGCGGACCUUUUGGUCGCUGGAGAGACACGCCACGCAACUACCGAGAUGGAGACCCUUCCCAGCUGCAACAUCUCAACCCUCGGGAUGUGGCGAUCCCACGAGACGUUGAGAAGGCAGCCUCUUCUCAAGACCCCCAGCCUUCUCAGCCUAAACAACCUCUGCAACCUCCCCAGAAAGACGUUGGCCGCGUGUCCUUCAUGUCAGGCCCCUUCAGCAGAUGGCGAGACUCUGUUAGGAGCGACUUUAAGUCUGACUUGAGAAGGGACUCCACCACUACGCUGCCCCCUCGUUACGCCUCCGGUGUCACAGACGUUCCGCGACUUGAUAAGGAGAAGCGUGAAUCGCUUCCACCGACGUACGAUGCUGCGACGAAGUACUGA
Molecule: messenger RNA, 507 nt
Organism: Colletotrichum gloeosporioides
Lineage: Eukaryota; Fungi; Ascomycota; Sordariomycetes; Glomerellales; Glomerellaceae
Exons: 1
Coding region: 1-507 (168 amino acids)
Source: RefSeq, a predicted model, not a curated record